AUGACCACCACGUACACCAUCAAUUUUCAAAACAAGCGUGGCGCUGACAGCAACUAUGCUGUUUUCAUGGAACCUCCAGUGCUCAGUAUUUCGGGAACCUCCCCGGAUGCCUUCAUGAAUGUCUGGUAUUCCACGUUUGUUCCCAACAACGGGUACUUCGAUAUUAAAACUGGUGUUGAUUACUAUGCGUGGGUUGUAACCGCCACAGCCAAACCUGCACCAGGAGUGAUGGUCAAUACUGGGAUGAGCUUGCCAGCUCGCCUGGGCCAAGGGACGACCGCUGGAGACACGUUCAACAUGGUGAUCAAACGCAACUUUCCUACGAUCGCGCAAUCCACUCCCAGCGCUGUCGCUAGUGCAUACGAGAUCAACACGGGAACAGAUUUCCCAGUUCCAAAUGAGAGGUAUUUGAUCGGCCUUGGAAAGGUUAACAACCGUGGACUCGUUGCUCCUGUUGCCUCAACCAACCCGUUCAACAACAUGAAGAUCCAGCUCACUCCAAAGAUGAAGUUCUAUAUCCUGGAGAGCAUUUUUGAGGCGGGAGUCAUUGUCGACUACCAGUCUGUUACCCGGGAAGCCGCUGUGAUUGACUUUACCUUGGGCAAAGGUGCUGGGAAAUUUUACGCUGUCGUGACUCAGGAUGACACUGGAAAGUUCACCGUCCAAUACUUUGACAACUACUAG
Messenger RNA from Aspergillus pseudotamarii, 684 nucleotides. RefSeq lists its product as uncharacterized. The record is from RefSeq and is a predicted model, not a curated record. Lineage: Eukaryota; Fungi; Ascomycota; Eurotiomycetes; Eurotiales; Aspergillaceae. The transcript has 4 exons. The coding region runs from base 1 to 684 and encodes 227 amino acids.